GUUUUUAGCUUUGAGUUCCAGAUUAUAGAUCAUUCCGGAUUAUGGGUGUCCGAAUUAACGACUUUUGACUGUAUAUGCUUAUGGUAUUUGUAUAAUUAAGCAUUGCUUAAUAUAAGUGAAACAUUGUAUUAUCCUUUUAAAUAGUAAUUUUAUUUGUGAUGAAGUUAAUAAAAUGCUGUUAGUAUGUAAUAACAUUUUUUUCCCCCCCAGCUUAACUGUCUUGGAACAUUUAUGGUUUUAUGCACGCUUGAAAGGUGCUCAAGAAAAAGAUGUUAUCGAAGAAGCUAAUGAAAUGAUAAAAGAUAUGAACUUAAAAUCUAAAACAAAUGAAUUAUCCAAAAAUUUGUCUGGUGGUAUGCAGCGUAAGUUGUCUAUUGGCAUCGCCUUUGUUGGAGGGUCUCAGACCGUUAUACUGGACGAACCUACUGCUGGUGUAGAUCCAUAUGCAAGAAGAUCUAUCUGGGAACUCCUGCUUAAGUAUAAAGCUGGAAGAACUGUGAUUCUCACCACCCAUCACAUGGAUGAAGCAGAUCUGCUUGGAGAUCGCAUUGCCGUAAUUGCGAAUGGAAAACUCAGGUGCUGUGGUUCAUCGUUGUUUCUGAAAACUCGAUUUGGCAAUGGUUACUAUUUGACUCUUGUGAAAUCAUCUGAUUAUAACCUUAUUAACCAUGAGCACAGGAACAGCAAGGGCUCUUCCAGCAUGAUGAAGGAAAAUUCCCAUAAAGGUUCUAGUGAAAUUACCGACGAAGGUGUCGCAGACAUGUCUACCAUCGACUCAAAAUCAGAUCUGUCGGAAAAUAAUCUCUUGCCAGAAAAUGGUCUGAGUUCAGCAUCUAGUUCUCCUUGGGGUGGUUUAUGUCUUAUAUCCCAAGUUACAAGGUUUAUCCACACGUAUGUGCCAGAAGCCAAGCUGGUGGAAGAUGUUGGAUCAGAAGUUUCUUAUCUCAUUCCUCCUUCUUCGCAGAGAUCUGGUGAACUUCAGCGAUUAUUUAAAGCUUUAGACAUGAGCUUAGAAGAACUACAUAUCAGCAGCUAUGGCAUAUCAGAUACAUCUCUGGAGGAGGUGUUUUUGAAAGUUACUGGAGCUGCUGGUACAGCUACAGAUAUUGAAGAAGAAAAUACACAUGAUGGUGAACUAGAAAUUGAUAUGGAGAGGGAAAAAAAUAAGUGGUUUAGUCUUAGGAAUACACUCAUGCAUUUAAAACUGCACAGCAUUGCCAGGUUUUUUGGCAAGGAAAUAAGUGGUAAAAAUGCACAUGACAAUAACUCGGAAGAAACAGCCGUAAGGGAAAGCCUCACUGGCGGAAGCGGAUGUGAUAAUGUUCAACAUGUAGACUUGCCACCACUGCCAGAGUUAUCUGAAAGACGUAUAUCAGGUGCCAAACUCAUACAGCGCCAAAUGGUAGCCUUCCAUCUUCGAAGGUUCCAUCAUUCAAGGAGAAAUCUGAAAGGUUUAUUUUGUGAGAUUGUUAUGCCUGCUGGCUUCAUUUGCUUGGCACUUGUUCUUGCUUUGUUCAUCCCUCCUCUUGUUGAAGAACCACCUCUAGAGCUUCAGCCUUGGAUUUAUGGACCACCCAACCAUGUUUUUUUCAGCAAUGAGGAUCCUCGCAGUCCAUUAGCUGCAAAGUAUGUUGAAUCUCUCCUUUCACCUGUUGGUAUGGGAACUAGAUGUGUGAAAGGUCAUCCUAUAAAAGACAUACCCUGUGAACCGAGAAGUUUCAAUAAAUCAGCUUUGAUUGGUUCACAAGAGGACGACAGAUCCUUUCUCGAAACAUGCCCAUGUACUAUCGGAACGCAGGUCUGUCCAGCAAGUGCCAUCGGCUCCAUCCCUCCACAUGUCGCUGUGAGCUCUAGCGAUAUCAUUUAUAACAUGACUGGCAGAAAUAUUUCAGAUUGGCUUAUCAAAACUCGGAAAGAUUUCUACAAACAACGAUAUGGUGGCUUCACAUUUGGGUUAAAGAAUCCUUUAUCAGCUGUCAAUUUCACUCUCAUUCAUUACAUGGUCAGAAGGUUUGCUGGAAAGUUUCUGACCGAAAACCAAACGGAUAAAGUACAUGAUAUUGUUAUAGCCAUCGAGAACAAGUUGAGAAGCUUGGAGGUUUUUGAUAAUGUCAAGGUUUGGUUUAACAACAAAGGUUGGGCAUCUUCUGUAUCAUAUAUGAAUGCAAUGAACAACAUAAUUCUCAGAUCCAGUUUGCCUCCUGGAGCCAAUGCCAGCUACUAUGGGAUUUCUGUCAUUAACCAUCCGAUGAAUUUUACCCAAGAUCAACUCAAGGAUGAGGUUCUGGAACGGAAAGGAUUGAGUUUGAUGCAUGCGGUAUGCGUUAUUUUUGCAAUGUCCUUCGUAACUGCAAGCUUUGUGAUGUUUCUCAUUGAGGACAAAGUGUCAGGUUCCAAGCAUUUACAAUUUGUGAGUGGUGUGAAACCUGUGGUAUACUGGAUUGGAACCUAUACUUGGGACUUGUGCAACUACUUGGUACCUUUCAGCCUGUGCAUAUUAAUUUUCUAUGUGUUUGAAGAAGAUGCUUAUGUUUCCAAAGAUAACAUUGCUGGCUUUGUAUUACUUCUCUUUCUAUAUGGAUGGUCUAGCAUUCCUCUGAUGUAUCCAACCACUUAUUUCUUCAAUAUUCCUAGUUCAGCUUUUGUUGCUUUGGCAUGUUUAAACGUUUUUAUCGGCAUAGUAACAACAUUAUCGACAUACAUUCUGGAGCUUUUCACUGAUAAAGAAUUACAAGAUAUUGCUGGGAUUUUGAAGCAAGUUUAUUUAGUUUUCCCACAUUAUUGCCUGGGAAGAGGUCUCAUGGAUCUUUUUACCAAUCAACUUGCUUACGAAACCCUCGCAAAGUUUGGAAUAACCAUGUUUCGAAACCCCCUUUCUUGGGACUUUUUAGGAAAAAAUCUUGUGUAUCUGACUAUUCAAGGCAUCAUCUAUUUUUCCAUCACUUUGUUAAUAGAAUAUAAAUUUUUUAUAAG
Molecule: messenger RNA, 2973 nt
Organism: Stegodyphus dumicola
Lineage: Eukaryota; Metazoa; Arthropoda; Arachnida; Araneae; Eresidae
Product: phospholipid-transporting ATPase ABCA1-like
Biological process (GO): transmembrane transport; lipid transport
Cellular component (GO): membrane; intracellular membrane-bounded organelle
Molecular function (GO): ATP binding; lipid carrier activity; ATP hydrolysis activity
Source: RefSeq, a predicted model, not a curated record